CACGUACGCGAGCGCACACCCACGCGCGCACACAUACGCACACAGUCAGUGGCCUCUGCGGAGCGCCUGAUCAUUUAUCCACAACAAUAACAACAGUAUGGAUUUCAACGUGAGGAAACUUGCCUCAGAUGCGGGAAUCUUCUUCAGUCGGGCUGUGCAGUUUACAGAGGAGAAAUUUGGACAUGCAGAAAGAACUGAGCUGGAUGCUCAUUUUGAGAAUCUUCUGUCCAGAGCCGAUUGUACCAAAAACUGGACUGAGAAGAUCUACAGACAGACAGAAGUUCUGCUUCAGCCAAAUCCAGGUGCCCGAAUCGAAGAGUUCCUGUAUGAGAAAAUUGACCGGAAGGUUCCACCUCGGGCCACUAAUGGAGAGAUAUUAGGCCAGUAUAUGCUGGAGGCUGGAAAAGAGUUUGGGGCAGACACUCCAUACGGGAGCACAUUGAUCAAAGUGUCCGACUGUCAAAGGAAACUGGGCGGUGCUGAGCGAGAGUUUCUCCAGACCUCGUCCAUUAGUUUCCUCACACCACUGCGAAACUUUCUGGAGGGCGACUGGAGAACCAUUUCGAGGGAGCGCAGGCUUUUGGAGAACCGCCGCUUGGAUCUUGAUGCCUGUAAAGCUCGUCUUAAGAAAGCCAAAGCUGCAGAGAGCAAAGCUGCCUGUGAGGGAGAAGCUGUGCCCGACUUCCAAGAAACCAGACCACGAAAUUAUGUCCUGUCUGCGAGUGCGUCUGCGCUCUGGAAUGAGGAGCUUCAGAAAGCAGAGCAUGAGCUGCGAGUUGCUCAGACAGAGUUUGAUAGGCAGGCUGAAGUCACCCGGCUGCUGGUAGAGGGGAUCGGCAGCACACAUGUGAAUCAUCUGCGCUGUCUGCGCGAGUUCGUGGAAGGACAGGUGAUGUAUUAUAACCAGUGUCACCAGUACAUGCAAGAACUGCAGAGAGAACUUGGCAGAACAUGCACCGACUCAUCUGCGGUGGAUUCUCACUCCUCCAGCGAUCCCGCAGACCCGUCCACAGUCCUGAAUCCGCCAUCUCCCCUGGAAACAGAUGCUCUGCAGAUCGAAGACGUUCAGCCGCCCGCUAGCGGCACACGCAAAGCCAAAGUCCUAUUCGACUACAAGGCAGGAGAUUCCAGUGAGCUCUCGCUGCGGGCAGAUGAGGUGAUCACAGUCUAUACAGUGCCUGGAAUGGACUCUGAUUGGCUGAUCGGUGAGAGAGGAAACCAGAAAGGAAAAGUGCCUGUUACGUACCUGGAGCUGUUGAGUUAAAGAGGCGAGAAAACACACAGUUUGUUGCUUUAACAUCCAUCAGCGACAUGAACGCACACGGCACCAUACAAUGUCUGUCUUCAAAUUAGAGUUAAUUUACUGAAAAUCAAAUGAGAUGCAUGUAAUGAAUGAUAAGGUUUCAGUGUUUUUUUUUUUUAUUCAUUUUAAUUUAUUUAUGUGUGAUAUGUUUUGGAGAAGUUCAUCGAUAUUGACAGUUGCUGAGUGCAAAAUUGGCCAGGAUUUUUAUUUUAUUUUAGUAAAACACAUAAAAGGAAGAUUAUUUAAAAUUAGUUUUUGACUAAAAUUAACUCUCUAUCUACAUUUUAGACCAAUAUAAAAUAAUGCAAUGUUCUGCGUUAUGAAACAGUCAAAUAUCAGAAAAAAUAAUUAAUUCUCAAAAGCUUAAAACUAGUUGUUGCCCGUUUUUAAUAGCCAAUAUUGAGAAAGCAAUGUGGCUGAUAUAACACAAAUGUAAUCACCGUAAACAAGUAAUUUUUUUUUAAACAUUUAUUGCGUAGAAUAUUUAUGAAUAUGUGAUGAGCUUAAAUGAAAAAGCCGUUAAAGGCCACCUCCAAAAAUGAUCCGCUUUAUACCACUUUUAGCAUAGCUUAGCAUAAUCCAUUGAAUCUGAUUAGACCAUUAGCAUCGUGCUAAAUAAUGACCAAAGAGUUUUGAUAUUUUUCCUAUUUAAAACUUGACUCUUCUGUAGUUACAUCGUGUACUAAGACCGACAGAAAAUUAAAAGUUGCGAUUUUCUAGGCCGAUAUGGUUAGGACAAUACUCUCAUUGCGGCGUAAUAAUCAAGGACUUUGCUGCUGUAACAUGGCUGCAGGAGGCGCAAUGAUAUUACGCAGCGUCUGAAAUAGUCCCCUUGGAAACUUUAAUAGCAGGGGACUAUUUUCGGGCACUGCGUAACAUCAUUGCGCAACUUUUAAUUUUCUGUCUGUCUUAGUACACGGUGUAACUACAGAAGAGUCAAGUUUUAUUAUUUUUGAGGGCGAUGCUAAAUGGUCUAAUCAGAUUCAAUGAAUUAUGCUAAGCUAUGCUAAAAGUGGUACCACCAGACCCGGAGAUCGGCUGAAUGGAUUCCAACUCAAGGGAAGCUGGAUAAUGAGCCUAUUUUUUAAAAAGUGGAGUGUCCCUUUAAUAUCCUUUUAAAGGCACAAUAUGUAGGAUUUUCACCACUAUAGGUCACAUUUUCAAAACAAACAAAUUGAAAGAUUUAUGGGGGAAAAACGAUAAUUCACUCCCCCCCAAAAUAUUUUCUGAUUUAUCGGCCACUGUAAUAUAUAGUAUAAUAUAAUUAUACAUUUUCAGAGCAUGUACAAACUUGACUAGCUGCUUGUUUUCUGCAAACUGAGAAACUGAACUGAGUCAGUAGUUCAGUAAAACAGAUGAUGAUCUUUCUUCAGGUUUUUCUAAAACUCACCACUAAUGCCAUUCAACUAAGCUUAAUAUUACACACAUGUAAUGUACAGAUAUUUGCACUGUUAUGAAGUUUAAGAACACCUUCAUAAUGCCUGAUUAAAACUGCCUUACAACAUCUCAUUCAGACACAUGUGAUCUUUAAACAUCAGAUAAAAUAUUGUUUAUUAAAGCAGCAACAUGGUUUCUAGCAUUUACAGACAAAACUACAACAUUAUGGAUUGACUGGAUUAAAAUAUGAAUGUGAAAUUCAAGUCUUACAUGUUUGAUCUGUUACACUUUUUUUUUUGCAUGAAUACUCGAUGCCUGUUGCACUUACACUUCAACUUCUGUAAGUGUCAAUUGCAUUUUUGUGUAAUAUUGACAAAAUAGAUCAACUGAAUAAAGUAUUUCAAUGCGGUCCAGAAGGGCGGUGGUACCAGCUGUUAAAGCUUAAGCAUAAAAAGUAAAUAUUUGAGCAUUCAACUUUAUCCAAGCUAAAAACAAGUGGUCAGAAUAAAACGAUGGAUUGAACUACAACAUUCAGCCAGACAGAUUUACAACUGUUAGACGUGAUAUUAACGUUUAUAUUCGAAAGAGUGUGUGAAACAAUGCUAAAUAGCGCUUCAGCAUGAAACCGGUAUAAUCCAAGCAAUUUUCUACAGCAUAUGUGUGUCAUUCUGUGUCAGUACUUGUGCAUGGCUGGUUUAACACACAAAUAUUUUUAAAAAGUUUACUUAUUGCUUGAACACUUGGUGCAGUCAAAAUGAGUUACAUGGUUAAAUGCAAACUUGACUAGUAGUAACUAAACUUUACUGAAAACCUUAUUUUUUAAUUGAAAUAUAAUCUUAUGGUGCAGCUCUACCAUUUAGUUAGAGAAGCGAAUUAUUGUUUGAAGCUAAACACAUCGUUAACAAACUGUCUUUCAGAUAAUCUUUCUUUUAUAUUUUUAGUAUGCUUUAUGUGUUUUAAUAGUGAUAUGUCACAUGUCUUGUCUGUGUUUAAAAUCUGAAAUAUUUUAAUGCCUGUUUAUGUGUCUGUAUAACAACACGUCAUUACUGCAGCUUCUCGAACCAGACUGAUAAAAAAACGUUACUGUUGUGCUUUUGUAACUGAAUGCCACUUGAGUUCAAUUGGAUUGGACUUCCAGAAGCCAUAUUUAAUUGGUUUUUUGCCAUAAAUAAGAUACCUAUCAGGAAUAUUUUUUGAACCAAAUAUGUUUUUUUACCUUUAAUUUAUUAUGGAUUUUGUAAUUUAUACCCAAUGAAUAACUAUAGUUUAGCGUUUUUUUGCAGCUAAAGAUUGAAAUGUUCAUGAUGUAUUUUAUUUGUUUCCAUUCUGUGUUUUAUUUAUUAUUAUUUUAGUUUAUAUAUAAUGGCCACAAUUGAACCCCUGAUAAAAUAAAACACAUACGAGAUAACAU
This is a messenger RNA of Misgurnus anguillicaudatus (oriental weatherfish), 4091 nucleotides long. It is a transcript of the gene sh3glb2a, whose product is annotated as SH3-domain GRB2-like endophilin B2a. Gene Ontology annotation, cellular component: membrane; cytoplasm. NCBI's taxonomy places the organism in Eukaryota, Metazoa, Chordata, Actinopteri, Cypriniformes, Cobitidae. Gene Ontology annotation, biological process: membrane organization. The record is from RefSeq and is a predicted model, not a curated record. Gene Ontology annotation, molecular function: protein binding.